Yamadazyma jaroonii is the source of this 1704-nucleotide messenger RNA. The record is from the annotation of a GenBank genome assembly. Lineage: Eukaryota; Fungi; Ascomycota; Pichiomycetes; Serinales; Debaryomycetaceae.
AUGGCUAGAAAGAAGAUUCAAAGAACAAACUCAAGUACAGCUUCGAGGUUUAGAGAAUUAGAAGGGAAAGUUAACCCAGCAGUCAAUUAUGAAGUAGAUGUUGAAGAAGUACCAACUCCAGUGGAAGGUGAACCAGCUUAUGAUCAAGAUAAUCCCGAUCAUCAACCUUUCCCAUUUAACUAUAUAUAUAAAAUCCAAGAUUUCCUCAAUGAUGAGUUAACUUAUGCUAAGACUAUCCAGAUUCUUUGUUUGGCAUACUUAGCUCAAGUAUUUUACAAUUCUAUGGACCAACCAUGGGAAUUCUGGGAAAAAGUUGUCAUGAAUUAUACUGGUGUAGCUAUAGGUAUGAUUAUCAGUUACAGAUUAAGUUACCAAAAGUUCCAACAAGGAAUUAUUGAACAACCACAAUUACCAGAAUUCAAUCUUUUGUAUCCAGUGAUGUUAUCCAACAUCUUAGCAGUUAAAUAUGAUUUCUAUGUGAUUGAAAAUUUGGCAUUAAAUUAUUUCACUAUGAUAAAUAUCCCCGUUGUAGCCAGAGGUUUUAGUGCCGUGGUAUUCUUUGCAUUAUACGGGAGUUUAGAAAGAUUUUCCUUAUUUGUAUCGAUGCUUCUUGUUUAUACCGUGGUAUUUUAUUUAAUCGAUUAUAUUAAUAAAGGUGAAGAUGUUCACGUGAUCUCCAAGGAAGUUAUGGAUCAAGAUGUUGAUUUGGAUUUGGUGGAUAUUGAAGAUGAUGUGGUGAAAUCAGGAUUGAAUGCCAGUUUAUCAUUGGCUGAGAUCCAUUUGAUCUUGGUUAUUCUUGUUAAUAUGUUCUACCAUUUAGAUUCCCAACAACCAGAAAUGGUAAUAAUGCAAAAAUUACUCAUUGGUUUAGUAGCAGCAUUUAUGGUUAGUUGGCCACCUUUCUUAUUCAACCAAUAUGCUGGUGCCGGAGUGUUUACUUUAGCUUUCUAUUAUUUGGUCAAUCGUCAAUUAGAACCAAUUUUAGGUGUCAAUAGUGUUCAAUACUUGGUGGGAGAGAUUCAACAAAAUAUGGAAUUGUUCUGUAUUUGGACAGGUAUUUUAAUAUUUAACGUUAUCAUAGUGUUUAAUGUCAAUAUGGAAUUCAAUCUCCGUAGAAAAAUCUGGCACUUUAUGAUCUUGGUUACUGUAAUGCCUAGUUUAGUGGUAGCUCAAAAAUUCACUAAAUUGGCAUUAUUAGGACUCAUGAUAGUUUUCAUCAUUAUUGAAGCCAUUAGAGUUAAUAAGAUCCUGUUCUUAGGUCAAUUCAUCUAUGAUAAAUUAUACAGAUUUCAGGAUUUUAAGGAUUUGAAAGGUCCUUUAAAUGUUUCAUAUAUUUAUUUAUUGUUCGGGAUUAUAAGUCCGGUAGUAUUAAAUGAUUUUAUUGAUGAUAGUAAUAAGAAGUUCAUUGGAUUGAUCUUUUUAGGAUUAGGAGAUUCUGUAGCAUCAAUAGUUGGAAAAGCUUUUGGUAAAACCAAAUUCAAAGGUACCAACAAAACAGUUGAAGGAUCAAUAGCAUUCAUUAUCACCAGUUUCAUCAGUUAUAUGGCUAUUGAUCAUUAUUUUGGAUACAAAACCAAUCAUGAAAUCUUAUUCAUUGUUUGUUUGAUUGGAGGAUUAUUCGAAGGAUGUUUAAGUAUGAAUGAUAAUUUGAUUCUUAGUUUAAUCAUUUUCAUUCUUUGGGAUGUUUUAGAGUAUUUCAAUUAG